UGUCAGCUCAGAUGAAUAUACUAUGUGAUGUAUAAAGAUCAAAAUUACUCAAGUAUUGUAUUCAGAUUGCCAUUCUCUUAAAUAUAAUGUAAAUUAAAGUAUAAAUAAGAUACAAAAAUUGUCUCUAAAUUUUUUAAGUGAUCUGAUUCGAGAAGGAAUAUAUACCGUUUAACGUACAUUCAUUCAUAAAAUAGUAGCAUUUUAGGUUACUAUGGCACAAUCAACAGCUAGUGGAACGUCUUCUCGACGAUAUAUGAGAGAACACGAUGUUAAUGUACCAUCAUCAUCACGCUAUGUGGAUAGUGAAUGGGAAACUAAAGAAGCUUUACGACAAAGAGAACUUGAGGAAGCAAGAGCACGAGCUGCACAAAUGGAAAAAACAAUGAGGUGGUGGUCAGAUUGUACCGCUAAUUGGCGAGAAAAGUGGAGCAAAGUACGUAAUGAAAGGAAUAUGGCAAGAGAAGAAGCAAAGACGCUUAGAUCAAAAUUAGAAAUUGCUGUAAAGGAUGCAAAUAGUUAUAAACACGAAUGCCAGGAACUUGAAUUACAAAAUGAACAAUUAAAAAAAGAAAUGGAAAAAAUACAUAUGGUAUUGUUAAAACACGCUGGCCAAUUUGAUCAACAAAUUUUUACAGUUUUAGAAUCAGAUCCACAAUUAAGAAAUACAUUAGGUAUAGAUGAAUUGUUGAAAUUUUACAAUAAUGUGGAACAAAGUGAAGGUGUAAAUUCUCAGAAAGAUUUACUUACUUGUAAAGUUCUUGAUGACUCUAAUGUUUGCUCAGGAAGUCAUAGUAUCUUGCCAGAUAGAGAUAUCGAAGAAUAUGUAUUACAAGGUGCAGUGCCAAAACAUGCUGUAGAGUUAUAUAAAGAGAGUCCUCUUAAUUCAUUAGAUAAAGAUAUUGCAAGAUUAGUUUCAGAUUCUAAUUCUGUAGAAGAUAAUGUAGAAAAAAAUUCGUCUUCAUUACAAACACGUACAGAUGAUUCAUAUGCACAAAAAAUAAUUUUACUCCAACAUAAAUUGGAUGAAGCUACAAAAACUAUUUCUACUGAAAGAGAAGAAAAAAAUUCUUUACAUCGUGGUAUGGAAAAAUUGAAAGCAGAAAUAAUACAAUUAAGAAAACAGUGUGAAGAAUUAGAAGAAAGCAAAGCUGAUGUUACAAGAGAAUUACUUGAAUUGAAAGAUCGGUUUCAAAUUAAGCUUAGCGAUGUACAAGCUGGUAUAAUUGAUGAAGCUUCCAGUAGGGAAGGAAUGAAUCGUCGUCUGUGUGAACUUAGGGCUGAGUUAGAGAAACUUCAAGCAGAAAAUGCAGCUGAAUGGGGAAAACGAGAACGUUUGGAAACAGAAAAAAUUUCUUUAGAACGUGAAAAUAAGCAACUUCGUAAUGAAUUAAAUGAUUUACAAGAAAGGAUAGAAUCUCGACGAUCACGUCCAGUUUCCACAUCAGACAGCGAUACAAGACAAUUGCAACAAGAAUUUUUAGUUAGGAAUGUGACAAUAUUAAAAAAAUCUCUGGAAGAAAAAACAACAGAACUUUCACAUGCCAUGAGAAGAUCAGAGCAAUAUGAAGCAGAAGUAAAGAGAGUUAGAGCAAGAGUAGAGGAAUUGAAAAAAGAAUUAGCUGCAGUUCAAGAUGAAGUGGAUGCUGCAACUAACAGUGUUCGUAAAUUGCAACGAGCAAAUGAGGAUCUCUUAGAACAGUUAGAAUCAGCUAAUGUACAGUUGGAACAUUUUCGAAAUAGUACUGAUACCUACUCGGUAGAUGUAGGAAUAGGAGAAAAUCUUGAAGAAAAAUUACAUAUAACCAAUGAUGGCAAAUUAACAAAUGAGUAUGAGCUACAGGAAGCCUAGUAUUCACUCAUUUUAAUAAUAAUAUUAAAUUAAUUCGAGCAAUGAUAAAUGUGAAACUUGGAAUGUGAAAAGCAAUUUUUUCCAUAUUUUCCAAAAUGUAUACACCAGUCGAUGUAGCAAUAUUUUUGAAUUAUGUCAAAACCUUGUUAAAUGUAUAAGAACUUAUUUAUUUAAUAACUGAACUGAAAUAGUGAAAUAUUAUUGUCUAUUUCAGUAUUGUAUUAUUGUUUAAAUUAGACUAUUUUUUCAAGUUUGUAUUAUAAUUUGCUCUUUUUUAUUAAUUUUACAUAUAACUGUAUAUAUAUAUAUAAUUCUUUUUGUAAUGUUUUAUACCAGGAAACACUUUUGUGAAUAUUUUAAAUAUUUCUUAUUUGUAAAAAUUCACAUUCCAAUGUAUUAUGUUUUAAAUAUUUUUACUGUAUGUAUAUAAAUAAUGUAUAUAACUUAAAUCAUAUAUGUAUGUAAUUUCAAAUUUUGUUUUUUAUCUAAAGACUGGUGAAGUUAGAUAAUGAGAGAUUAUCUGUACCAUCUAUGAUACCUGAUAUUUGUACGUGCUUAUAAUUUUUGCGUGGUUUGUAAAAUAAGGUCUAAAAAAUCGUGAAUGUACCUAUGUCUAUAUUAUAUGGAAGUUAAUGCCCUAAUUUUAAGUAGAAGAACUAUUUAAAUUCAAACUUGACUGUAAUGAAUUUAAAAGAGGUCAUAUAUAUUUAUUAAUUGAUGUAAUUGAUAUCUGAAGGCGAAUAGAAAGUAGAAUCCUUUAUUUGUUUAAUAUAUGUUUUAUUGAUAAAAAAAGGUCAGAUACUAAAAUUCGAUGCAGCAUUAAAUUUAUAAUGUACACUCAGUACAAGUACCUCAAUAAAAAUGAUAUGUAGUGUGUA
Bombus pyrosoma is the source of this 2727-nucleotide messenger RNA. Its product is annotated as coiled-coil domain-containing protein 102A. NCBI's taxonomy places the organism in Eukaryota, Metazoa, Arthropoda, Insecta, Hymenoptera, Apidae. The coding region runs from base 212 to 1849 and encodes 545 amino acids. The transcript has 7 exons. The record is from RefSeq and is a predicted model, not a curated record.